AUGACACCUCUCUCUUUAUGCUCCACAGAAUCUGAAAAUGGGGCCCUAGGCUCUGGUUGGCUUAGUGGCAAGAGGAGGAAUGCCCUGCAGAUGCUUUAUAACUUGGACCAGGGUCCCAGCUUGGCCCUGGCUGAGGUGCACCGGCAGCGGCGCAAUCUACUGCGACAUGCCUGCAGCCACCACACACGCAGACAGCGCCUGCUGCAGCCUGAGGACCUGCGGCAUGUGCUGGUGGAUGAUACACACGGCCUGCUCUAUUGCUAUAUACCUAAGGUGGCCUGCACCAACUGGAAGCGGGUGCUGCUGGCAAUGAGCAGCCUCACCAGCCAAGACCCCCAAGCCAUCCCCGCGCAUGAGGCGCAUGCGCCAGGCCGCCUGCCCUCUCUGGCUGACUUCAGCCCCACGGAGAUCAACUGGCGCCUACGCGACUACCUGGCUUUCCUCUUCGUGCGUGAGCCCUUUGAGCGCCUGGCCUCGGCCUACCAAAACAAGUUCAAGAGGCCCUACAGCGCAGCCUUCCAGCGGCAUUAUGGCACGCGCAUUGUGCGGCGCCUGAGGCCGCACCCACACCCAGAUGCGCUGGCCCGUGGCCACGACGUACGCUUUGCUGAGUUCCUGGCUUACCUGCUGGAUCCCCGUACGCGCCGCAACGAACCUUUCAAUGAGCACUGGGAGCGCGCCCAUGCACUCUGCCACCCGUGCCGCCUGCGCUAUGAUGUAGUGGGCAAGUUCGAGACCCUGGCGGAGGAUGCGGCCUUCGUGCUGGGCCUGGUGGGUGUACCUGGCUUGCACUUCCCUGCGCCACCGCCCCGGGCCAAGGCAGCCACAACCCACCACCAGGCCAUGCGCCUCUUUCAGGACAUCAGCCCCUUCUAUCAGCGGCGCCUCUUCGACCUCUACAAGAUGGACUUCCUGCUCUUCAACUACUCUACCCCUUCCUACCUGCGGCUGCACUAG
Molecule: messenger RNA, 957 nt
Organism: Molossus molossus (Pallas's mastiff bat)
Lineage: Eukaryota; Metazoa; Chordata; Mammalia; Chiroptera; Molossidae
Gene: CHST13
Product: carbohydrate sulfotransferase 13
Exons: 2
Coding region: 1-957 (318 amino acids)
Biological process (GO): proteoglycan biosynthetic process; carbohydrate biosynthetic process
Cellular component (GO): membrane
Molecular function (GO): sulfotransferase activity
Source: RefSeq, a predicted model, not a curated record